AUGAACAGGGCAUUGAAGUUUCUACCAGGUCUGUCCGAAGAUUUAACACUACAGAAGAUCAAGGACAAAGUUCUCAAUAUUGAAGAUGUAUGCAUUUGUUGUUUGAAAGCUAAUGAAGUGAAGUUUCAGCAUCCUCUUUUCAGAGGUGGUAUGUGUGUGCCUUGUAAAAAAAAAUUUGAAGAAAUAAUAUUUGCUUAUGGUACUGAUGGCAAAAAUAUUAUUCAAGCCUCACCUUGGUUUUGUUUCCAUUGUUCUUCCUCACAAUAUGCAGAUAGUCUUCUAGAAAUAAGAAACGAAUGGGAGACUAAUGUUUUAUCGUUUUAUCAAACAAAUGUUUUGGAUAAGUCAUCAUUCUCAGAAUACAGCAAACAGUUUCCACUGAAAGUUCUAUCUUUGUUUGAUGGCAUUAGCACGGGCAAACUCAUAUUGGAUCUUCUUGGGAUAAAGGUUGAUAAAUAUUAUGCUUGUGAAAUUGAUGAAGAUGCUGUACAUGUUUCAAAAUGUCAACAUAUUGACAGUAUAAUUCAUCUAGGAGAUGUUUGUCAUCUGACAGAAAAGGAGAUUAAAAAUCUUUGCCCAAUUGACUUAGUAAUUGGUGGUUCUCCAUGCAAUGAUUUAUCUCUUGUCAACCCAUUUAGGAAAGGUCUUUAUGAUUUUACAGGGACCGGAAUUCUCUUUUUUGAAUUCUUUCGCAUUUUGAACACAGUUAGAAGAUGCAACGAAGGGAACCAUGUUUUCUUUUUAUUUGAAAAUGUUGCUCCUCUGAUUCAAGAAGAUAAAGCUGUAAUAACAAGUUUUUUAAUGGUGGAACCAGUUCUUAUUGAUGCCAUAUAUAUAUCUCCUCAAAGAAGGUUGCGAAAUUAUUGGGGAAAUAUUCCUGGAAUGAAAGGACUUGAGAGUUUUUGGAAUGAACUACAAGAUGAAAACUCAGUUAACUUUAACUCACUGGAUGAAAGCCUGCUAAAUGAAUCACUCUUAACUAAUCUUGGAAGGAGAGCUAUGGUUGAUAAAAUCAAUACUGUAACUACUCAUGGUAAUUCUAUGAUUCAAGAACAGUCAACUCUCAUGCCAGUUGAAAUGAAUGGAGAAUGUGAUGUGAUAUGGGUUACAGAGCUUGAAAGAAUCUUUGGAUUUCCUCUUCAUUAUACAGAUACUGGUAAUCUGAGCAUUACAACAAGGAGAGAGCUUUUAGGGCGAUCAUGGAGUGUACCAGUGAUUAAAAAUAUUCUUCGACCACUCAGACAUUUUUUUCAAUGCAAAAAAAGCUUUUAUAUGUAAUAUUAUUUUGAAUCGAAUAUCUCUAAUAUUUUUCUAAGAAUUUGCUAUUUUUUAAGCAGUUUAUGCUUUGAAACUUAAUUUUGUUUGUAGUUAUGCAGCUUUUUUUUUAUGUGGAAACAUUCCCCUAUAUUUUCUCAACUAUUUUUUUAAAUGUCAGAGGUGAUUAAAGUCCAGUUGUACACUGGAACUCUGGUAUUUUCUGGGUUGUAUGCUGGAACUCUGGAAUUACAGUAUUUCAGAACAAGUAAUCUGGUUUUUCCAGUAAGAGCUUUCAAAAUUUAUCCAGACAUUGUCAAAUAUUCCGCUUUUGCAUCUCAAUUUGUUCAUUCGU
Molecule: messenger RNA, 1609 nt
Organism: Uloborus diversus
Lineage: Eukaryota; Metazoa; Arthropoda; Arachnida; Araneae; Uloboridae
Product: DNA (cytosine-5)-methyltransferase 3B-like
Exons: 12
Coding region: 1-1278 (425 amino acids)
Biological process (GO): regulation of gene expression
Cellular component (GO): nucleus
Molecular function (GO): methyltransferase activity
Source: RefSeq, a predicted model, not a curated record